CGAUAAUCGAUAAGGCAUCUAGGUUAGGUAAUUGAUAAGACAACCACUUAUCAAAUAUCUGAAGCUCAAGGCGGGAGCUUUUAUUACGGACAAUUUAUUCAGCAGCAUAAGUCUACGAACUUAACAGUGAAUCAUAUGUUGCCAUAAUGCCGAGAGAAAUCAUUACAAUCCAGGUAGGCCAGUGCGGCAAUAGCAUCGGUAGCCAGUUUUGGCAGCAGCUAUGCCAGGAACACGGCAUCAAUCAAGACGGCAACCUUGAAGACUUUGCUACGGAGGGCGGCGAUCGCAAGGAUGUCUUCUACUACCAGAGUGACGAUACAAGAUAUAUUCCCCGAGCGAUUCUAAUAGAUCUCGAACCCCGCGUCAUUAACGGGAUACAGACUGGCCCUUACAAAAACAUCUACAACCCGGAGAACUUCUACGUUGGUAAAAAUGGCAGCGGCGCAGGAAAUAACUGGGGUGAUGGAUAUCAGACCGGCGAGGCGGUUCACGAGGAGAUUAUGGAGAUGAUAGAACGCGAGGCAGAUGGUAGUGAUUCUCUCGAGGGUUUCAUGCUUCUUCAUUCAAUCGCUGGAGGCACAGGUUCCGGUCUAGGUUCUUUCCUCCUCGAACGGAUGAACGACAGGUUCCCCAAAAAGAUCAUCCAAACCUACUCGGUGUUUCCUGAUACCAUAAACCAAGGAGAUGUCGUCGUUCAUCCAUAUAACAGUCUUCUCUCCAUGAGACGAUUGACGCAAAAUGCCGAUUCGGUUGUGGUUCUGGAUAACGGAGCGUUGUCCCAUAUCGCAGCAGACAGGUUACACGUCCAGGAACCAUCAUUCCAACAAACCAACCAGCUAGUGUCGACGGUUAUGUCGGCCAGUACCACCACAUUGAGAUACCCAGGUUACAUGCACAACGAUCUCGUUAGCAUCCUAGCGUCGUUAAUUCCCACGCCUCGCUGCCAUUUCUUAAUGACAGCCUAUACCCCUUUCACCGGAGAUCAAGUUGAACAAGCUAAAACGGUCAGGAAAACCACCGUGCUUGAUGUCAUGAGACGACUACUACAACCUAAGAAUCGUAUGGUCUCAACUAUACCGGAGAAGAAAAAUUGCUACAUUUCCAUUCUCAAUGUCAUCCAAGGCGAGGUCGACCCAACAGAUGUUCACAAGAGUCUGCUACGUAUCCGCGAACGAAGAUUAGCAACCUUUAUACCUUGGGGCCCAGCGAGUAUACAGGUCGCCCUGACAAAGCGCAGUCCAUACAUCCCAAUGAGCCACCGCGUCAGUGGUUUAAUGUUAGCCAACCACACCAGCAUCGCAACUUUAUUUAAACGAAUUGUUCGUCGAUAUGACAACAUGCGAAAGCGUGGUGCUUUUAUAGAGAGUUACAAGAAGACGGCCCCCUUCUCGGAGAACUUACACGAGUUCGACGAGGCCAGAGAAGUGGUAUCAGAUCUAAUUGCGGAGUACGAGGCAGCCGAAGAUGCGAAUUAUCUGAACCCCGACGAAGGAGACAAGGCCACGUCUGCAGAAACGGACAAGAGAGUCGCGUAGUGGGGGCUGUUCCCUUAUAGGGAAAAGUUAUGAGAUCAUGUCGCAUUGAAAAGCAUGGCUAAUGGUUUUUUAUCGCAAGAUUAGGAGGUAGUUAAGGAUAUCAACGUGGUGUUCGGGCGUUCUAGGUAUGACGUUAAAUGGCCGAUGUGAUGGUAAACAGUUUACCUAACAAACACUCUGACACUGCAGGCGUCCCCCUUCUUGGUAUAAUAUAGAAGUAUUGAGACCUUAGGUAGUCGAUUACGUCGUUGUCUGCGGAUCUUCCCGCUGAAUCGACUCCUAAAUCAACUACCUAGGUACCUAGGUA
This is a messenger RNA of Daldinia caldariorum, 1842 nucleotides long. Its product is annotated as Tubulin/FtsZ, GTPase domain-containing protein. The record is from RefSeq and is a predicted model, not a curated record. Lineage: Eukaryota; Fungi; Ascomycota; Sordariomycetes; Xylariales; Hypoxylaceae. Gene Ontology annotation, molecular function: GTP binding; structural constituent of cytoskeleton. Gene Ontology annotation, cellular component: gamma-tubulin complex; centrosome; cytoplasm. The transcript is spliced from 4 exons. Gene Ontology annotation, biological process: mitotic spindle organization; cytoplasmic microtubule organization; microtubule nucleation. The coding region runs from base 147 to 1535 and encodes 462 amino acids.